AGUUAUUUUAAUCAAGCUCCUCUAAUCAUUGUUUCCGGAAGUCCAAAAAUAUGACGAAAAUGAAUACAGAAAAUGAAAUUUCGAGUUAUUCAGCGCAGCCAGUAAGUUCAGACUUCACAAAUGUUCCACUAGACCCUGAUCAGCCGAAGAGGAAAAAAGUUCCAAGAAGACUGAUUCAUUUUAGUGAUGGGGUAUUGGAGGAAUAUUCCACUGAUGAGGAAGAUGAAGCACCUCCCCCACCCCCACCUGUUGACCCUAAAACACUGACAUGGGGGCCAUGGUUCUGGUUUUACAUUUCCACAGCAGCAUUCAAAACACUUGGAGUGGCAGAUUCCUGUGGUGAAAAAUUAGCUUGGUUCUUUGGAAUUACAACUCCAAAAUACCAGUCUGCUAUAGAUGAGUUUUACAGAUUAAAAUCCGAGGAAGAAAAAGAGUUAGAAUAUGAACAACGAGCCCGGGAGAAGCUGCAAGACUUAUCAAGCAUUGAUGUGAAAGUAAUAGAUCAACAUAGAGAUAAAGGAUCAGGGGACAGUCCCACAGAGAAAUUCUAAUGCUUGUUGUAUUCAGUUAAUGGUUGCCUUAACAACAUUCUGAUCUGAUUAAGCUUUCCAAUGUGAUGGACAUAAACUACUUAAAGAAUGCUGACAAAUUUGGUGUUCUGUUUGAUGAGAUUUGGGGCAAAAUGCAUAAAAGUUGUAUCUCAACUGGAAAAUGUAUUGUAAAUUUUGUUGUUUCAUGAGAUACUGUAAGUAAGGUGACAUAGGGUCAUUUUUAGCUCGAUUUUAUGUAAAUAUACAUGUAUAUAUAUAGAGAGAGAGAGCUGUCUUGGGGGAUUAAGAGUUGAUGUCAGUGUCCAUGUCAGUAUCAAUCCAUGGUUUAGUGUUUGCUACACAUUUUCUCAGAAUCCAUUGAGACAUAACUAAAAAGCUUGUUAAUAAUCAUUUGCUCCUCUUGUUGGGAUGAGUACAUAACUCUUGUCAGGAGGGAUUAAAAACAAUGUUUUGCCGCUUUUGUUGACUUAAGUUAGGACGUUUGUUUUAUACCACAAAAUCUUUCCACUAAAUCCUUUGACAAAAUUAUAUAUGAACUUAAAACUCACUUCUAGGCAAAGUGAUACAGCUACAUGUUAUAAUCACAUGCUAAAAUGAGCAGCGUCACGACAAAACCAACACAA
This is a messenger RNA of Ruditapes philippinarum (Manila clam), 1174 nucleotides long. RefSeq names its product protein FAM177A1-like. The transcript has 5 exons. NCBI's taxonomy places the organism in Eukaryota, Metazoa, Mollusca, Bivalvia, Venerida, Veneridae. The record is from RefSeq and is a predicted model, not a curated record. The coding region runs from base 51 to 551 and encodes 166 amino acids.